Coregonus clupeaformis (lake whitefish) is the source of this 2001-nucleotide messenger RNA. RefSeq names its product glutamate receptor ionotropic, kainate 3-like. The transcript is spliced from 12 exons. Gene Ontology annotation, cellular component: kainate selective glutamate receptor complex; postsynaptic membrane; presynaptic membrane. The record is from RefSeq and is a predicted model, not a curated record. NCBI's taxonomy places the organism in Eukaryota, Metazoa, Chordata, Actinopteri, Salmoniformes, Salmonidae. Gene Ontology annotation, biological process: modulation of chemical synaptic transmission; monoatomic ion transport; synaptic transmission, glutamatergic. Gene Ontology annotation, molecular function: transmitter-gated monoatomic ion channel activity involved in regulation of postsynaptic membrane potential; kainate selective glutamate receptor activity. The annotation marks the transcript as partial.
GCCCAGACGAUGGGAAUGAUGACAGAGUACUACCACUACAUCUUCACCACUCUGGACCUCAUGGCUAUCGACCUGGAGCCCUACCGUUUCUGUGGCGUCAACAUGACUGGCUUCCGCAUCCUCAACGUGGACAACCCUCAGGUGGCGUCCAUCGUGGAGAAGUGGUCCCAAGAGAGGCAGAUACCUCCCAAGCCCGACUCGGGCCUCCUGGAGGGGAUCAUGACGACAGAUGCUGCUCUGACGUACGACGCGGUCCACAUUGUGUCCAUCUCCUACCAGCACGCACCACAGAUGACGGUCAACUCGCUGCAGUGUCACCGCCACAAACCCUGGAGGUUCGGCGGGCGCUUUAUGAACUUCAUCAAAGAGUCUCACUGGGAAGGACUGACGGGGAGGCUGUCAUUCAACAGGACCAGUGGCCUCCGCACAGACUUUGACCUGGACAUCAUCAGCCUGAAAGAGGAGGGCCUGGAGAAGGUGGGGGAAGUGGAGUGCGUCCGAGGUCUCAACAUCACCGAGGUCCCCAAGCGGAAAGGGGUGAACAUCACCGACUCGCUGGCCAACCGUUCCCUGGUCAUCACCACCAUACUGGAGGAGCCAUAUGUCAUGCUUAAGAAGUCUGACAAGGCGCUGGUGGCCAAUGACCGUUUCGAGGGAUUCUGUAUCGACCUGCUCAAGGAGCUGGCCAGCAUCCUGGGCUUCACCUACGAGAUCCGCCUGGUGCCUGAUGGGCGGUACGGAUCGCAGGACGACAAGGGCCAGUGGAACGGCAUGAUCAAGGAGCUGAUGGAACACAGAGCUGACUUGGCUGUGGCCCCUCUUACCAUCACCUACCUGCGUGAGAAGGUCGUGGACUUCUCCAAGCCCUUCAUGAGCAUGGGCAUCAGCAUCCUGUACCGCAAGCCCAACACCACCAACAACGGAUUCUUCUCCUUCCUCAACCCCAUGACCCCUGACAUCUGGGUCUACAUCCUGCUGGCCUACCUAGGCGUCAGCUGUGUCCUCUUCGUCAUCGCCAGGUUCAGUCCAUACGAAUGGUACGACGCCCAUCCCUGCAAUCCCGGAUCCGACGUGGUGGAGAACAACUUCACCCUCCUUAACAGCUUCUGGUUCGGUGUGGGCUCCCUCAUGCAGCAAGGCUCUGAGCUGAUGCCCAAAGCCCUGUCCACCAGGAUCAUCGGAGGCAUCUGGUGGUUCUUCACCCUCAUCAUCAUCUCCUCCUACACGGCCAACCUGGCCGCCUUCCUCACCGUGGAGCGCAUGGUGUCGCCCGUGGACUCUGCCGACGACAUCGCCAAGCAAACCAAGAUUGAGUACGGUGUGGUCAAAGACGGUGCCACCAUGUCUUUCUUCAAGAAAUCAAAGGUUUCUACUUUUGAGAAGAUGUGGGCCUUUAUGAGUAGUAAACAGAGUACGUCGCUGGUCAAGUCCAUUGAGGACGGCAUCCAGAGGGUUCUGAAGUCUGACUAUGCCUUGCUCAUGGAGUCCACCACAAUCGAUUACAUUACCCGGCAGAACUGCAACCUCACCCAGGUUGGAGGCAUCAUUGACAGCAAAGGCUAUGGAAUAGGCACUCCCAUGGGCUCUCCAUACCGGGACAAAGUGACCAUCGCCAUUCUGAACAUCCUGGAGGAUGGCCGUCUGCACAUGCUCAAGGAGAAGUGGUGGAGCAGCAGCAGCUGUCUGGACGAAGAGCACCGUGAAAGCGCCGGCCCCAUGGGCAUUCAGAACCUGGGAGGGAUCUUUAUAGUGCUGGCGUCUGGCCUGGUUCUCUCCGUCUUUGUGGCUAUAGCUGAAUUCAUAUACAAGCUAAGGAAGACAGCGAAACGUGAGCAGAGGUCUUUCUGCAGUGCCAUGGUGGACGAGAUCAGACAGUCGUUCACCUGCGGGAGGCGUGUGAAACACAAGCGCCACCACCUGGCCCCGGUCAUGGUCAAGACGGAUGCAGUGAUCAACAUGCACACGUUCAACGACCGACGACUCCCGGAAAGGACAACAUGA